This is a messenger RNA of Rhagoletis pomonella (apple maggot), 1218 nucleotides long. RefSeq names its product odorant receptor 67c-like. Gene Ontology annotation, molecular function: olfactory receptor activity; odorant binding. The record is from RefSeq and is a predicted model, not a curated record. NCBI's taxonomy places the organism in Eukaryota, Metazoa, Arthropoda, Insecta, Diptera, Tephritidae. Gene Ontology annotation, biological process: detection of chemical stimulus involved in sensory perception of smell; sensory perception of smell. The coding region runs from base 1 to 1218 and encodes 405 amino acids. The transcript is spliced from 4 exons. Gene Ontology annotation, cellular component: plasma membrane.
AUGCCUUCACUUUUCGAAUCGGCUGAAACAGCACCUACCAUAGCGGAUUUCGUGAAAAUACCUCUAUUUCUGCUAAGUCUGAAUGGUGAGAAACUUUUCAAAUGGACACCAGAUGAGCCACCAUCACGAAAACAAAAAAUACUCCUGCGCAAUUGCUGCAUGAUUAUAUUGUUUAAUGUUAUUGCCAUGAUACUGUUUUUCUUCUUCGGCCACUUGGAAAGUGCUUUAGAUUACACUGCGCUCACCAUCUAUUGGGGAUUUGCACUAAAUUCUUUCAUGAAGGGUGGUACAUUGUGGGUCGGACGACAUAAAUUGGAAUUCGUAAUUAAAGGCUUAAUGGCAAGGCAUCCGAAGACGCCAGAGCAACGUCAUGCCUUUCGCUUGGUGCCUUACUAUCAGAAAAUUAUUGCCUACAACAAAUAUUUGACAAUCUGGCAUCUCGGUACGACGAGUCUGUUCAAUUUACAUCCGAUCGUCUCAUCGACUGUGGAGUACAUAUGGCGUAAGGAUAAGGAGCAGGGAUUCAAUUAUAGAUUUCCCUUCAUGAUGUGGUAUUAUUACGACGAGAAGAAGCCAAUUUUCUACUUAUUUUCAUAUUUAAUGCAAUGCUGUGGCUCAUAUUGUGUCUCGUUCUUGUUUUUGGGUGCCGAUUUGUUACUAAUAACUCUCGUACACGUUGUCAAUAUGCAUUUUGAGUAUCUGGGCAGAUAUAUUGAGGAAUUUCAGCCAAGCGGCACAGACGAGGAUAUAGAAGUACUGGAACCAUUGGUGACAUAUCACCUCGACAUACUGGGCUACGCCGAGCGCAUAGAUUCCACCUUUAGUCUAUCGAUCCUUCUGAACUAUAUGGGUUCCUGCAUGGUGCUUUGUCUCAUAGGAGUUCAAUUGGUUGGCGGCACAGAGUUCUUGAGCAUCGUAAAAUUUCUAGCUUUUCUCAUCGCAACUAUGGUGCACGUGUACUUCAUCUCCUACUUUGGCAACAAUCUCAUUGAUUUGAGUUCUGGCAUAAGUGAUGCAUUUUACAAUCAUGCCUGGUACAAAGCAAACUACAAAUAUAUGCGAUUGCUGGUGUUGCCCAUAGCACGCGCUCAGCGUUAUGCACAUUUGACGGCUUUUCAAUUCUUUGAGAUCUCAAUGAAUAGUUUCAAAUCGCUCUGUACCACCUCUUAUCAAUUCUUCACACUCCUGCGGACUAGCUUGGAAGAAAAACCCAACUAA